AUGAUAUGUUCAAAGUGUGAAAUUUCAAAACUUUCCAGGGAAUUUCCGGAGAGCACCAUUGGUUCAAAAUGCGCACACAUUGCGACCUGGUGUCUUGAGUGUCUCGUGGAAUACCUAAGAAAAGAGGAACAAAAUAAAUGUCCUGAAUGUGGAGUUGAAUUGGCGGAACAAGAAAUCCACAAUCAUUAUUUAUAUUGGGACAAAGCAAGCUUCAAAAUUGACAUCGAAAACGUCACUCAAACGUACGCUGAACUUUCUGGUCAAAACGACAUAAACUCCGAGGAUUUUUAUGUGGUCUUGUUGAAUGGCAAAAAGAUUACGUUGAAAAUUCGUGACAUUACUACUGUCAAAGAUUUAAAAUAUGCUUUGAGAGCUGAAAUCUCAGUCGAUAUUACAAAACAGAAAUUAAUUUACAAGGAUGUGGAACUUAAUGACCUUCGAGAUGAUGGAAUCAACAAUAGCACACUCGAGGAUUAUGAAAUUCGUGCCAAUAGUCAUGUUCAACUCAUUGUCGUGCUCUACUCUAUCACGAAAGAUCAAGCUUUAACUAACCUGGCUUUUGAUUUGUACUGGGGUUUUCCCGACUCAGGACAAGACUUUCUUGACGGUACUUGCUUGAUAUAUGCAGGAGAUAGAUUGUGGAAAAAAUAUGAUUAUUUAUCUACCUUUUAUCCGCCCAUACCAUAUAUCAAACAUUCGGGAGACGUCAUAGAUGAAUAUCAAGGACAUCAUAAGAUAACUGCGAGGCUCAAUGAACUUCCCGAUAAUGUUGGUCAACUUUACUUGAUCUUGAGUUCAUGGCGAUCCCCGACGAUCGGUCACUUUCGUAAUCCAAGCUUCAAACUGUAUGAUGAAGGGGAUCCGGAGAAACAAUUAUUGGAUUAUACUAUAAAUCGAGCAGCGAACUCGCAGGCUGUUAUAAUGUGUCUUAUCAACAGAACGAAAGGCGGUAUGUGGAGUGUGAUUGAAGUGGGUGAGAUGUCGAUCGGAAACGCGAAAAACUACGAUCCAAUAGAGAAAAAUAUCAGGAGAUUACAAUGGUUUAAUAGGAUUCUGUGA
Molecule: messenger RNA, 1059 nt
Organism: Acaulospora morrowiae
Lineage: Eukaryota; Fungi; Glomeromycota; Glomeromycetes; Diversisporales; Acaulosporaceae
Source: the annotation of a GenBank genome assembly